Priceomyces carsonii is the source of this 1023-nucleotide messenger RNA. Its product is annotated as exosome non-catalytic core subunit. Gene Ontology annotation, cellular component: nuclear exosome (RNase complex); cytoplasmic exosome (RNase complex). The coding region runs from base 1 to 1023 and encodes 340 amino acids. Gene Ontology annotation, biological process: exonucleolytic trimming to generate mature 3'-end of 5.8S rRNA from tricistronic rRNA transcript (SSU-rRNA, 5.8S rRNA, LSU-rRNA); TRAMP-dependent tRNA surveillance pathway; CUT catabolic process. Gene Ontology annotation, molecular function: RNA binding. The transcript has a single exon. The record is from RefSeq and is a predicted model, not a curated record. NCBI's taxonomy places the organism in Eukaryota, Fungi, Ascomycota, Pichiomycetes, Serinales, Debaryomycetaceae.
AUGGUGGAAGUAGCAGACGUAAUAAGCAUCAGUGUGCCAGAGCCCAAAGUCUUCGAAUCAGACAUGGAUAUCUCUGAUGGGGAAGAUAGUCAGGGAAAGCAGUCGAUUGUUACUCCAGGUGAAUUAGUAACGGACGACCCAGUGUGGAUGAAGGGCCAUGGAACUUACUUCCUAGAUGACAAGACCUACUCCUCAGUUGCAGGAAAUGUAUCAAGAGUGAAUAGGCUCUUGAGUGUAAUUCCUUUAAGAGGAAGGUACCAACCGGAAACAGGCGACCAUAUUGUUGGUAGAAUUACAGAAGUUGGAUCAAAGAGAUGGAAAGUUGAUAUAGGAUGUAAACAAGAUGCCAUACUAAUGUUAGGGUCUGUGAAUUUACCAGGAGGAAUCUUGAGGCGAAAAUCAGAGAGCGAUGAGCUUCAAAUGAGAAGCUUCUUGAAGGAGGGUGAUUUAUUGAAUGCUGAGGUUCAAACUGUCUUCACCAGUGGUGUUGCUUCUUUGCAUACUAGAUCCCUCAAGUAUGGAAAACUAAGAAAUGGGAUUUUUUUAAAAGUGCCCUCGAGUAUUAUUGUUAAAUCCAAGAAUCACUCUUACGAUUUGCCGGGCAAUGUAAGUAUAAUAUUGGGAGUCAAUGGGUUCAUAUGGCUCAGCAAAACCACUGCACAUUCUAAUCCACAAUUGAGCGCCACCUUGAACAAAACAACGGCGGCAUUGAACUCGCAAGCUGGAUACAAUCCUGGUCAAGGUUCCGUAUCAAUUACAAGAUUGGAAGAAGAAAGCUCUUGGGAGAUAUAUUCAGAUAAGAACGACCCCAACAUAUCGAACACAAUCCGCUCAAAUAUAGCUAGGUACUCCAAUGUCAUAAAAGCUUUAAGCUAUGGUGAAAUAGGUCUCACCGAGCGGCGAAUCGUAAUGGGAUACGAAACAAGUUUGUCAUACACUGACUUCAGCAAUGUUAUAGAGAAGGAAGCUAUGGAAAACAUUUGUCAGGAGGUCAUAACAAGUGAAAAAAUGAGAGGAAACUGA